ACCUCACUUUUAUUCUAUCUCUCUCUCUAUUUCUAAAAAUCAAAACCAUAAAAACGUCUCUUUGCCUUCGCUCAGUUUAAUUUUGGUUCACCGAAGAAGACUUGAGAGCGACUCGGACUCAGACUAGGGUUUUGAAUCGGAGCUAUGGCGCCCAACGAUCCCAAGCAAGGCGGCGGAGGCUUCUUCGCCUCCAUAGCCUCCACUUUCAGCGCCGUCACCAAAUCCGUCAACGGAUUGGUUGGAUACGAAGGCCUGGAGGUUAUCAAUCCGGAUGGAGGCACUGAUGAUGUUCAUGAGGAAGCCAGUAAAGGAAGGUGGAAGCAGGAGGAUAGGGAUGGUUACUGGAAGGAAAUGCGGAAGUAUGUAGGUGCUGAUGUUACAUCAAUGGUGACCCUUCCAGUUCUUAUUUUUGAGCCAAUGACUAUGAUACAGAAAAUGGCAGAGUUGAUGGAAUAUUCCCAUCUGUUAGAUAUGGCAGAUGAAUGUGAGGAUCCAUACAUGCAAAUGGUUUACUCUGCAUCUUUCUUUAUAUCUGUUUACUAUGCCUUUCAACGCACUUGGAAGCCAUUCAACCCCAUUCUUGGUGAGACUUAUGAAAUGGUUAAUCAUGGUGGCAUUACAUUUGUAGCAGAACAGGUUAGUCAUCACCCUCCUAUGAGUGCUGCUCACGCAGAAAAUGAGCAUUUUAUAUAUGACAUUACGUCAAAGGUGAAAACCAAAUUCUUAGGGAACUCGAUUGAUAUCUAUCCAGUUGGAAGGACACGUUUGACCCUCAAAAAGUCUGGUGUAGUCUUGGAUUUGGCACCCCCACCAACAAAAGUCAACAACUUAAUUUUUGGAAGGACAUGGGUUGAUUCACCAGGAGAUAUGGUUUUGACCAAUUUGACUACAGGGGAUAAAGUGAUUCUAUAUUUUCAACCAUGCGGCUGGUUUGGAGCUGGUCGCUAUGAAGUUGAUGGAUAUGUUUAUAAUUCUACUGAGGAACCCAAGAUAUUGAUGACUGGAAAGUGGAAUGAGGCCAUGAGUUAUCAACCCUGUGACGCAGAAGGUGAACCACUUCCUGGCACUGAACUGAAAGAGUCUUGGAGAGUUGCUAAAGUUCCAGAAAAUGACAAAUUCCAGUACACAUAUUUUGCACAUAAAAUAAACAGCUUCGACACUGCUCCUAAGAAGUUACUGGCGUCAGAUUCUCGGUUGCGUCCUGAUAGAUACGCGCUGGAGCAGGGAGAUUUAACUAAAGCUGGCUUUGAAAAGAGCAGUCUGGAGGAGAGGCAGAGAGCUGAAAAGAAAAAUAGAGAAGAAAAGGGUCAUGAGUUCACUCCAAGAUGGUUUGACAAAACAGAUGAGAUCUGUCCCACAACGUGGGAUGACUUGCAAGUUUACCAAUACAAUGGCAAAUACACCGAACACCGGGCUGCGAUAGAUGACUCGGACAGCGUUGAAGCAAUUGACGUCAAAUCAAUAGAGUUCAACCCCUGGCAAUACUAGAAUUUGGCUGCCUGA
Molecule: messenger RNA, 1503 nt
Organism: Fragaria vesca subsp. vesca
Lineage: Eukaryota; Viridiplantae; Streptophyta; Magnoliopsida; Rosales; Rosaceae
Product: oxysterol-binding protein-related protein 3A-like
Exons: 10
Cellular component (GO): membrane; intracellular membrane-bounded organelle; cytosol
Molecular function (GO): sterol binding
Source: RefSeq, a predicted model, not a curated record